GGGAAAGGCACCGUCUCCGCCCGGAUUAUCAAAUACUUUGGCAUGAAGCACCUCUCCAGCGGCGACCUGCUAAGAGACAACAUGCAGAAGAAGACAGGCUUUUUUUUUCCGCUUGCUGGAGGUCAGAGAUAGUGUAAUGCGACUUCUCUUACUUUCGCAGAAGUUGGGAUCCUUGCCAAGUCCUACAUUGAUCAAGGGCGGCUUAUUCCAGAUGACAUCAUGACGCGACUAAUGCUGGAUGAGCUAAGAGGCCUGGAUCGAUGCAACUGGCUAUUGGAUGGUUUCCCGCGAACAGUUGCUCAGGCAAAAGCCCUGGAUAGAGAAUGUCAGAUAGACACUGUGAUUGACCUAGAUGUGCCAUUUGAGACCAUAAAGUGUCGGCUUACAGCACGCUGGAUCCACCCUGCUAGUGGCAGAGUUUACAAUCUUGAAUUCAGCCCUCCCAAAGUGCAGGGCAUUGAUGAUAUCACUGGAGAGCCACUUGUUCAGCGUGAGGAUGAUAAGCCAGAGACGGUUACCAAGAGGCUGCAGGCUUACGAUGCUCUAACAAAACCUGUUCUAGAGUAUUACCGGGAAAAAGGAUUACUGAAAUCCUUCUCUGGAACAGAAACCAAUAAGAUCUGGCCACAUAUCUAUGCAUUCCUCCAAACCAAGCUGCCAGAUAUAAGCCAAGAAAAUGCUGCCACUCCCAGGUGAAAAUAGGUCUGACUUUCCCUCAUCUGUCGUAGCUUGCAACUGAGAUUCUGCAAUCAAGGGUUACUCUAAGUAGUCUAUAAUAAU
This is a messenger RNA of Dryobates pubescens (Downy woodpecker), 780 nucleotides long. It is a transcript of the gene AK3, whose product is annotated as adenylate kinase 3. The transcript has 5 exons. NCBI's taxonomy places the organism in Eukaryota, Metazoa, Chordata, Aves, Piciformes, Picidae. Gene Ontology annotation, cellular component: cytoplasm; mitochondrion. The coding region runs from base 220 to 696 and encodes 158 amino acids. Gene Ontology annotation, molecular function: AMP kinase activity; ATP binding. Gene Ontology annotation, biological process: nucleobase-containing compound metabolic process. The record is from RefSeq and is a predicted model, not a curated record.